Funneliformis geosporum is the source of this 921-nucleotide messenger RNA. The record is from the annotation of a GenBank genome assembly. Lineage: Eukaryota; Fungi; Glomeromycota; Glomeromycetes; Glomerales; Glomeraceae.
AUGGAUAAGUUUUGUAACAAAUGCAAAAAAGUCUUUGGUGCUACUGAACCUAGAGCAACUACAGAUGAUGGUAAAUCUUACUGUGAAAACUGCUGUAAGUGUGAUGGAUGCCAGCAAACUUUAGGAACAGGACAACAUUAUGAAAAGGAUGGCAAGUGGUAUUGUAAAAAAUGUAGUGAUGAUUUAAACACUAACGACAAAGAUAAAUGCUCUUUUUGUGGAAAAGAACAAGAAGAAUAUGAUCAAUGUAAAUGUGGUGAAAAGAAAACUAUAAAAGAAAUACAAUACAAUCACAAACCUUAUUGUUCUAAAAGGCCUCAAGAUAAACCUACUGACAAAGGUGAUAAACCUCCUAAAUCUGAUGAAAUUUGUGAAAGGUGUAAAAUUUCUUGUCGGUUCGAUGAGAAAAGAACAGGCAAUAUCCUUAAUUAUACAUUUAAAAAGGAACGCGAGCGAAACUGUGAUCACUGUGGUAAGAGAGAAUGGCCUGACCUGAAUAAAGAACAGGCUCAGAGAUUAACUAGGGUAGUUUUAUUUCCUCCUCAGUUAGAUAUUUCUAAUCAAGAACAAAGGCUAAACAAUCAGUCUAAUCUAACACCAGAAGAAAGGCAACAGGCUAAUUAUUUAAGAAAUUUACAACAGAAUACUUUACAAAAUGCUGAGAAUAGUUAUAAAGAUAAAUACGGAGAACUAAAAGAAGACAGUUCCAAUAACCCUAACAAGGGAAAAGGAAUGGAUAAGGGGGUUAUUGCUUUACUGAUAAUUGCUGGAGUAGCAAUAGUAGGAGUAAUCGUUUACUUCUUAAUUAGAAAAAAACCAAGAGUAAUUGAUAGUUUAAUUGGAAUAAUUAGAUAUUUUCAAGCAGGCAGUGAAGCGGAACAGUUAAAAAGAAGAGUUGAAGAAUUAGAAAGGGAAUUGUAG